ACUGGGCAGGACAGGAUGGCUGUGAGCUUGGAUGAUGAUGUUCCCCUCAUCCUCACCCUGGAUGAAGGGGGAAGUGGCUCCUCUGCCCCCCUUGGUGACCUGGAUCGGGAGGAGCUGCCUGAUGAAAAUGGGGGUAGCUAUGAUGUUAUUAAUGAUGCAUCCAGCCCUGCUGCGGGGGACUGCUGCGCACAGCCAAGCUCUGCCCGGCACAACUGGGAAAUGAACUACCAAGAGGCAGCAAUCUACCUCCAGGAAGGAGAAAAUAAUGAUAAGUUCUUCACUCACCCCAAAAAUGCCAAAGCACUUGCUGCCUACCUCUUUGUUCACAAUCACCUUUUCUACCUGAUGGAGCUGAGCACAGCUCUGCUGCUGCUGUUGCUGUCCCUCUGCGAGGCACCAGCCGUCCCUAUGCUCCGCCUGGGCAUCUUUGUCCAUGCAACCCUGGAGCUCUUUGCAUUAAUUGUGGUAGUCUUUGAACUCUCCAUGAAGAUGAGGUGGCUGGGCUUCCAAACCUUUAUCAGGCACAAAAGGACUAUGGUGAAGACUUGUGUGCUGUUUGUGCAGUUCAUAGAGGCCAUCGUGGUGCUGGUGCGCCAGACCUCGCACGUCCGGAUCACCAGAGCUCUGCGCUGCAUCUUCCUGGUGGACUGUCGGUACUGUGGGGCUGUCAGGAGAAAUCUGCGACAGAUCUUCCAGUCCCUCCCACCAUUUAUUGACAUUCUUCUCCUCCUGCUUUUCUUCAUGGUGAUUUUUGCCAUCCUAGGUUUCUACUUGUUUUCUCCUAACCCCUCGGAUCCGUACUUCAACACUUUAGAGAACAGCCUCGUGAAUCUCUUUGUCCUUCUGACCACUUCCAAUUUUCCUGAUGUGAUGAUGCCAUCUUAUGCCCGAAACCCCUGGUCCUGUGUCUUCUUCAUAGUGUAUCUCUCCAUCGAGCUGUAUUUCAUCAUGAACUUGCUUCUCGCUGUCGUGUUUGACACUUUCAACGACAUUGAGAAGAGGAAGUUCAAGUCCUUGCUGCUGCACAAGCGCACGGCCAUCCAGCACGCCUACCACCUGCUGGUCACCAAGCAGAGGCCAUCUGGAAUUUCCUUCAAGCACUUGGAAGGGCUGCUGCGGUUCUACCGGCCUCGGAUGGGUGCCAGGGAGCACUAUCUCACUUUCAAAGCACUGAAUCAAAGCAAUACUCCUUUGCUCAGUCUAAAGGAUUUUUACAAUUUCUAUGAAGUUGUUGGCUUGAAAUGGAAGGCAAAGCGGAAUCGUGAGCACUGGUUUGAUGACCUUCCACGGACAGCAUUCCUUAUUUUUAAAGGCAUCAACAUCCUUGUGAAGUCCCGUGCGUUCCAGUACACCAUGUAUACUGUGGUGGCUGUGAAUGGAAUUUGGAUUCUUGUUGAAACCUUCAUGCUGCAAGGAGGGAAUUUCUUCUCCAGAAAUGUCCCGUGGAGCUACAUAGUCUUCCUCACAAUCUACGGCGUGGAGCUGCUCCUGAAGACCACUGGGCUGGGGCCUGUUGAGUACCUGUCCUCAGGCUGGAAUCUAUUUGACUUCUCAGUCACCCUGUUUGCAUUUCUGGGGCUGAUGGCCCUGGCAUUCAACAUGGAGCCCUUUUACUUCAUCGUGGUCCUGCGGCCUCUUCAGCUGCUGAGGCUCUUUAAGUUGAAGAAACGUUACAGAAACGUCCUGGACACUAUGUUUGAAUUGUUCCCCAGGAUGGCCAGCCUGGGUUUAACCCUGCUGAUCUUCUACUAUUGCUUUGCCAUCGUUGGCAUGGAGUUCUUUGCUGGCAUGGUCUACCCAAACUGCUGCAACACAAGCACGGUCGCAGAUUCCUACCGCUUCCUGAAUCACACGGUCGGCAACAAGACGGUUGUGGAAGAAGGUUAUUACUAUCUCAACAACUUUGACAACAUUCUGAACAGCUUUGUGACACUGUUUGAGCUGACAGUCGUCAAUGACUGGUACAUCAUCAUGGAAGGGGUGACAUCCCAAACCACUCACUGGAGCCGUCUUUACUUCAUGAUCUUCUACAUUGUGACCAUGGUGGUGAUGACAAUCAUUGUGGCUUUUAUUCUGGAUGCUUUUGUCUUCCGGAUGAACUACACACGGAAGAACCAGGAUUCAGAAGAAGACAAUGGCAUUGUGCUGGAGAAAGAGAUCUCCAAGGAGGAAGUGGUUGGCAUCAUUGAGCUCUACAAGAGGAGCUCGGCUGCCGUCGACACGUCUCAGCUGCAGAAGAUCGUGUUGCAGAUGGACAAAUAUGGGCAAAUGUCAACAGUGUUUCUGGGACGCAGAUCAAGGACCAAGAGUGAUUUGAGUAUGAAGAUGUAUGAGGAGGAGAUCCAGGAAUGGUAUGAAGAGCAUUCCAGAAAAGAGGAAUCCCAGCCACCACUGCAAGAGCCUGCAGCUGCUUCCAACAGCUCUCUGAAGCCCCUGAGCCUCCGACAGCGCUCCCAGACUGUCAUUUAG
Messenger RNA from Chaetura pelagica (chimney swift), 2469 nucleotides. It is a transcript of the gene TPCN1, whose product is annotated as two pore segment channel 1. Lineage: Eukaryota; Metazoa; Chordata; Aves; Apodiformes; Apodidae. The transcript is spliced from 28 exons. Bases 16 to 2469 code for a protein of 817 amino acids. The record is from RefSeq and is a predicted model, not a curated record. Gene Ontology annotation, cellular component: endosome membrane; lysosomal membrane. Gene Ontology annotation, biological process: transmembrane transport; monoatomic ion transport. Gene Ontology annotation, molecular function: monoatomic ion channel activity; voltage-gated channel activity.